AUGAGAUUAUUUCAAUGCGUGACUUUCUUUCCAAUGCGGACAUUUCAACGUUAUACAAGUAGUACACGUUUACAAGUAUUUCAAAAUGCCACGCAAAUUGUCGAUCCGCAACGUAUUCGAAAUGUUGGAAUUAUUGCACAUAUUGAUGCAGGCAAAACAACAACAGUGGAACGAAUGCUAUAUCAUGCUGGAUUUAUUCGAUCUAUGGGUAAUGUCGAUGAUGGAAAUACAACAAUGGAUUAUAUGGAACAAGAACGUGAACGUGGCAUAACAAUAACAUCAGCUGCUAUAACAAUUCCAUGGAAUAAACAUCGUAUCAAUCUCAUCGAUACACCCGGACAUGUGGAUUUUACAAUCGAAGUAGAACGAUCAUUGCGAGUUCUUGAUGGAGCUGUUGCUAUUAUCGAUGCAUCUGCUGGUGUUGAAACUCAAUCACUAACUGUAUGGCGUCAAGCGAAUCGAUAUCAUGUACCUCGUUUAAUUUAUAUUAAUAAAAUGGAUAAACCAACAGCCAAUUUAUCAAUGUGUCUUGCUUCAAUUCGACAAAAAUUUGGAGUUGAACCUAUACUUCUGCAUUUUCCACUUGGUCAUGGAAAACAAUUUACUGGCAUGAUUGAUCUAUUAAAUGAAACACAGAUUUCAUCGAAUGAGCAAUUGAAAAUUUCAUCUGAACUUGUGACUAGUGAACGAUUAAAAUUAAUUGAAAAACUAGCUGAUAUAGAUGAUAAAAUAGCUGAUCUUUUAUUAUUUAAUGACAAACCUAUUUCGAGUACUCAAUUAAUAGAAGCUAUUUGUCGUUUGAUGAUACGUGAUCAACGUUAUGUUCCUGUGCUGGUUGGAAGUUCAAUUAAAAAUAUCGGCGUUCCAACAUUACUUGAUGCUAUCGUUAAUUUUCUUCCACAUGCACGAACAAUCCCAGGAUCAUCAAUAUCAAACAUGGGUACUUUUAUGUAUAUAUUUAAAACAGUUCAUGAUCGACAAAAACUACCAUUAUCAUUCGCACGUAUAUAUUCCGGUUCAGUGAAACGACGGAUGUCACUAUUUAAUGCGCGAACGAAUGAACGAGAACAAAUUAAUAAAGUUUUUCUACCGUUUGCUGAUAAUAUGGAAGAUAUUGAUGAAAUUCGAGCAGGAUCUAUUGCUGUUCUUAGUGGACUUAAAGAAGCAUCAAGUGGUGAUAUAUUUGUUUCAAAUAAAAGACCUGAUCUUGAUACAUUUUUACGUGAUCUUAAACAAAAAUAUAUAUUCUUACCUGAUCCUGGUCUAGAAGCGCCGACACCUGUUUUCUUUUGUACAAUUGAAACAUAUUCUGAAAGUGGACAAAAACAACUUGACUUUGCACUUAAAAAUAUAAAACGUGAAGAUCCAUCAUUACGCGUUCGUAUCGAUGAUCAAACAGGUCAAACCAUACUUUUAGGUAUGGGAGAAUUACAUAUUGAUAUCAUACGCGAUCGAUUAAAACGUGAAUAUGGACUUGAAACUUAUCUUGGCCCAUUAAAUGUUAAUUAUCGUGAAUCACCAAGAAAAAAUGUUCGACAAACUAUUGUUUGGAAUUCGCACAUUAAUGAACGACAUGCAACAAUUUCUAUAACUCUUUCUAUUGAACCGAUUGUAGCAGACGAUAAGAAGAUUAUUUCGUUUUCACAAAUUCGAAUCAUACGAACGGAAGAGCAGAAUUUUGAACAUUUAAGACAAGAUCAUAUUGAGUCAAUUAAUCUUGGUGUUCGUCUUGCUCUAUCGACAGGAUUAAUCAAAGGUGCUGAAGUAGUCAAUACUGAAGUAAAAUUACAUGAUGUUCAGUUCUCGGGCUCAAUAACACCAGCACUUUACUCAGCAGCAGCGUCUGACUGUGUUCGAGCAUGUCUUCGUCUUGCUGAUUGUGCUCUUCUUCAACCAAUGAUGCACGUUGAAGUUGUUUGUGUAGCUGAUCGUACACAAGUUGUCUUAGAUGAUUUAGCUCGAAGACAUAGUCAAAUAAUUGAUGUACAACAAGGUAUUCGUGAUGAUUUACAAGAAUCAAUGAAUACUGUAGUAACAAGAACACCAUUGGCUGAGUUAAUUGGUUAUAGUUCAACAUUAAGAACAAUAACAAGUGGACAAGCAGAUUUUACACUUGCUAUUGAUGGUUAUGAGCCAGUCCGCAGUCAUUAG
Rotaria socialis is the source of this 2151-nucleotide messenger RNA. The record is from the annotation of a GenBank genome assembly. Lineage: Eukaryota; Metazoa; Rotifera; Eurotatoria; Philodinida; Philodinidae.